Molecule: messenger RNA, 1620 nt
Organism: Microdochium trichocladiopsis
Lineage: Eukaryota; Fungi; Ascomycota; Sordariomycetes; Xylariales; Microdochiaceae
Exons: 5
Coding region: 1-1620 (539 amino acids)
Source: RefSeq, a predicted model, not a curated record
AUGUCCACCCAUGUGCAGCCGAGAGGCACGCAAAAUGACCCCGUCCCGAUGACGGUGCCACUGACAUACAAGUUUUACGAGCCCGUCGUACUUUUAAAGGCUCUCAAUGAUGAUGCAAGGCGGAACGCCUCUCCCGGCAGUACACCUAGCUCAUCAUCAUCUUCGGAACUGGACCUCGAGGACGCCGACAACCUGUUUCAAGCCUUUGUGUACAAGCUGGCACAUGUCUGCGACAGUGAUAAAGGCAGAUCUGGGGCAACCAUUACUUCCUUCAUGGUUCUUCGCAGCGAAUUGCCAGAGUCCAGAGACGACAUUGUCCACUACUACUUUGCUUCGAACUACCGGAACAUCCCGAAGCUGAAAGAAACGCGAGCCUAUGUGCAUGCGCUGCUGCGCAAGAUCGGUCUCGCCCCCGAAGAUGCCGACCCGUAUAGAAGCAAUAUGCUGCGAGACAUUAUCUGCUUCAAUCAAGGGCGCCUCCGUUAUUACCUGACGCCGUUGUCGAGAAAUGUCGAAGAGUGUCAGCAGCGUCUCGAAGACCUGUUCGGUGCCGACAGUGCCAUGGCCGACACAGGUCUCGCACGCAUCCUCACUGCGCUAAGACAGCUACAACUCGAGGACACGAACAUGGCUAGAGACGCAGGGUUUGCAUUCGGUUGCGAGCGCGUGAUGCGACGUUUGACGAGGUUCGAGAGGUCACCAGCAGGUCAGGCAGUGGCCGAGCACGUGAGAGAGAUCCAUGGGGCCGAACAGUCAAGUGAGGAUUGCUGGCAUCAACUCCAACAUGCGAUGAGUCGCAUACUGGCCUAUCCAAAAUCUCUGGCGUGUAUGCUGAAAGCUCGCAGAAGAUGGCCCGUCCUCUUCAACAGGUACCGGGUUUUUUACAUCCCAUCAAGCAAAUUCCAGGACCCAUUAAAUGGAAGGCCCACGAGCUUCAGCGCCGAGGGCAUUGUUGGCCGCUUGACUCGUCGUGUGUCGGACAUAGAGAAGUUCCGAGAGUACGUCAAAGACCUUCAGAUAUUUGACCUCGACGCACGCAUCAAAGCUGAAUUCGUGGACGGCGCCCUUCGGCCCCUCGUCCACAGCGAGGUCCUCCUUCUGAACUUCCUCGAGUUCAGCGACGGUGGUGUCACAGAAGAUCGGUUUUUCCAGGGGUCUGCGGAGCGUAUGUACAUUGGGAGCAGCAAGCCUUUGUGUAGACUCUGCAAGUACUACUUUGAGGCCCAUCCCGCAGGCGUGGGGCACCGCACCACCCACGGUAAUUUGUACAAGAACUGGCGUUUCCCGGACGUGCUUGUGUCGCACGGCCAGCGGGCCAGGGACGGGCGCAUCGACAUGCUUGACAAGGUGCUCAAGAGGAUCCGGGCCGAUGCCUUCCGGCUUAUCAUGGAUCGAAUCGAUCCCUCUGGUAAGCACAACGACUCCAAUACAUUCUCCGCCAACGUCUCGCUCCGAGAUGACCUGUCAACCGUUCUUGAUUUUGACGACAUGGACGAAAUCACAAGCAUCCUCGACGGUGCAUCGCUGGGCGGUGGUCAUGAUGAAAGAGACGAGGCUAAUGAUUCCAUUGGGAGUCCUAGUGGCCUAGGCACAAGGAGCUCAAACUUCCAGCCAUCGUAG